CCACCAUCUUGGGGAAACCUCACAAAUCUGCAAGAAUUAGACCUUAGCAACAACAUCAUCCACGGGGUUCUCCCUGAGGAAUUGGGUCGUCUUUUCAAGCUCGAGAGGUUGCUUCUUAGUGAGACAUAUGAUAUUACUGGACCUAUACCGAUAUCCCUCUCAAAUAUUACAUCUCUCAGGUUUUUGAUCCUUCCGUACAACAAACUUACUGGACCGGUACGUGUCCACUUUGGGAAUAUGCCUCGCCUCCAAACUUUGUUUCUGCCAGGGAAUAUGCUAAGUGGUGGGUUGGACUUCCUAGGGCCUCUUGCAAACUGCAGGUUCUUAAAAUUUUUGAACUUGCGGGAUAACGAACUGGAGGGUAAUCUUCCAACUAAUGUAGGUAAUCUCUCAACAAUUCUUAGGGCAUUUGUUGUCUAUGGAAAUCAUUUAGUGGGAAAAAUUCCUGUUGGACUGGGCAAUCUGUCUAGCUUGCUGUCUCUAGCCUUGGGCUACAAUAAUCUGGUUGGAGCAAUACCAACUGAAAUCACAAUGCUAGAAGGCCUUCAGUGGCUAGGGCUUGAGAGUAACAGGAUAUCUGGGUUCAUCCCACAAGAAUUCGGCCGAUUAAGAUACUUGUACAAACUUCACCUUGACGGAAACAACCUUUCUGGAUCCAUACCUGACUCAAUGGGAAAUAUCAGUGGUCUACAGCACCUGAAACUGAGUGCCAAUGCAUUAUCUUCAGGAAUUCCGCAAAGCUUGUGGAGUAUGACUAGCCUACUUGAAUUAAACCUAUCACGUAACUUUCUCACUGGAUCAGUUUCUUCAGCGGUGGGAAACAUCAUGUCCUUAGACACGUUCGAUAUGUCAAUGAAUCAGUUAUCAGGUGAGCUUCCAAGCACUUUAAAAGAGCUCCAACUGCUAAGAUUUUUGGAUCUUUCAAACAACUACUUUACUGGUCAAAUUCCUCGAUCCUUCAGUGAGCUUAUUAGUAUUGAGGCUUUAAACCUUUCGUGCAACACUCUCUCAGGAGAAAUACCUGAAUCCUUAGCCAAUCUCUUGUACCUCCGCAGUAUCAACCUGUCUUUUAACAAGUUGGAAGGAAAAAUUCCAAGAAAAGGUGCCUUUUCGAGUAUCGCUCUCUCAUCUUUAGUAGGGAAUGCUGGACUAUGUGGAGCGCCCAGUCUAGGCUUUUCACCUUGCUUUACAAAUCCACGCUCAGGACUUUAUUUGCUAAAGUAUAUCCUCCCUCCUAUUGCUCUCAUUGUAAUCCUUUUUGUUUGUCUUUGCAUCAUCUUGAAAUCGUAUUGGAAACAAACAAGUGGAACAUCACCUGCAAACACUUAUCCAAAUAACUAUAGAUUGAUCUCAUACCAUGAGCUUGUUCGUGCCACUGGAAAUUUCAGUGAGGUGAACUUAUUGGGAAGAGGGGGCUAUGGGUCUGUCUACAAAGGAUAUUUAGAUGAUGGUCUACUCACUGCAAUAAAAGUAUUGAAUUUGGAAGUUCCUGGAGCUUCGAGGAGUUUUGAUGUUGAAUGUCAUGCUUUGAGCAUGGUUCGCCACAGAAAUCUUGUCAAACUCCUAAGUACUUGUUCCAACGUGGAUUUCAGGGCACUCGUCCUCCAAUUCAUGCCUAAUGGUAGCCUUGAAAGAUGGCUCUACUCCCAUAACUACUGCUUGAGCUUACUUCAAAGGAUUAACAUAGUAAUCGAUGUAGCUUCAGCUCUGGAAUAUCUUCAUCACCACCACCCUGAGGUCACACUGCAUUGUGAUCUGAAACCGAGCAACAUUCUUCUUGAUGAAGAAAUGACUGCACGUGUAAGCGACUUUGGAAUUGCAAGACUAUUGGUAGGUGAUAGCUGGGGAGUCAUGUCAGCCAGCACCCUAGGAACAGUUGGGUAUACAGCUCCAGAGUAUGCAAUUACAGGAGGAGUCUCGAGAAAGGGAGAUGUUUAUAGCUUUGGAAUAUUGUUGCUAGAAAUCUUCACAAGGAAAAAACCUACUGAUCCUAUGUUUGUUGGGGAAUUCAACAUGAGGCGAUGGGUAUGUGAAGCAUAUCCUACAGCUCUGCUUGAAAUUGUGGACCGUAAUCUUUGGAAAGAUGGGUCUGGAAUUGAAAGGCCAAGUGAAUAUAUAACUCCCAUGUGUGCAUGUCUGUCUUCAAUGAUAAAACUGGGCAUAAUCUGUUCAAGAGACUCGCCGAAAGAAAGGCUAUUGAUGACACAAGUUGCUCCGGAAUUGCAUAAGAUCAAAAUGGAGUAUUUAUCAGCACUCCACAAAGUUUGAAGCAGGGCGUAAUUUUCUGUAGCAUCUGGGAAGUAACUUUUGGUGGAAUCAAAUUUACCCAUCAUACAACUGUCAGCUAAGAACACACUUUGGAGAAUUUCGUUUGCUUGUUGAGUUUUUAUGGUAUACCCUGCUUAUUUGUUUGUUUAUUUUUGUUCUUCUUUUCUUUUAAUUUUUUUCUUCUAAAGAAAUGUAGCCUAGUGACCUGCAUUUCUUAAUAAUUGCGGAAUUUGGCCUCCUUGUUCUCCUUUCUACUACAAUACAUUA
This is a messenger RNA of Asparagus officinalis (garden asparagus), 2535 nucleotides long. Its product is annotated as receptor kinase-like protein Xa21. The transcript has 2 exons. Gene Ontology annotation, molecular function: ATP binding; protein binding; protein kinase activity. Lineage: Eukaryota; Viridiplantae; Streptophyta; Magnoliopsida; Asparagales; Asparagaceae. Gene Ontology annotation, biological process: protein phosphorylation. The record is from RefSeq and is a predicted model, not a curated record. Bases 238 to 2268 code for a protein of 676 amino acids.